AUGGCUGAACUACGCUCUGACAAGGUGCCGGCCUUUCGUGAAUAUGCCAUAGAAGAAACCCGCCGAGAUUCCCUGUCACAGAGCCCGUCCACCGACGAGACCGGCUGGCCGUUACCCCUCCGCUCCCUGCAGAGGCCGCUCAACCCCAGAUCAAAGGCCCUGUCAACCGACUGCAUCCCACGACAGACGAUCCUGAAGGCGCUGGCCUCCCGGCCGCUGACCAUCAGCAAUCCCAACACUUCCACCAGUUCCCUGACGAACAUGUUGGCAAAUAAAUCCCAGGCUUCCCCGCCCUCCGACGAUCGCCGACGCGGAAGCAAUGCCUCCCAAACCCUCUCAACGGCGCUGUCCAACCUCCAAUUGAGCGGGUAUCUCGAUAGGUCGCCGGCCACUGCACGACUGGUGCUGCAAUCCCCAUGUUAUUUCCAUCAGCGAUUUGACGACGCCGUGAAUAUUAAGAAGGUCCUGGAGGAAAUCGCCGACGAUGAGUGGCUUUCGCACUCCCGCCUGGUUCAGACGGCGACCGGCGUGCGAGAAGUGUCGAAGCAGCUGCAGCGCCGACCGAUCAAAAGGGCCGUCCGGAACGUCAUGAUUGUCACCAAGGCCCGGGAUAACAGCCUGGUGCACCUAACGCGAGAAGUGGCCGAGUGGCUGCUCUCCACCCCCCGAUACGGCAGCAAACUCGGAGUGAAUGUAUAUGUCGAUGCGAAACUGCGAAAUUCCAAACGCUUCGAUGCGCCCGGCCUGUUGCAGAAAGAUCCCCUGUUCGCCCAAAUGCUCCAUUUUUGGACCCCGGACCUGUGUUGGUCCUCCCCGGACAAAUUCGACCUGGUGCUCACCCUCGGCGGCGACGGCACCGUGCUCUUCACUUCGUGGCUCUUCCAGCGCGUGGUACCACCCGUCCUCUGCUUCUCGCUGGGAAGCCUAGGCUUCCUCACAAACUUCGAAUUCUCCGACCACAAAUCCCAGCUCAACGCCGUGAUGGGCGAGGUCGGCAUGCGCGUAAAUCUACGCAUGCGCUUCACCUGCACCGUCUUCCGCCGAGACCGGAGCAAAAGCGCAGAGCUGAAUGCCGUGGAAGAAGGCGAGCAGUUUGAAGUGCUGAACGAGCUCGUCAUCGACCGCGGCCCGUCGCCUUACGUCUCCAACCUGGAGCUGUACGCCGAUGACGACCUUCUCACCGUUGUUCAGGCGGACGGCUGCAUCUUCUCGACCCCGACGGGCUCCACGGCCUAUUCCCUUUCUGCCGGUGGCUCUCUCAUGCACCCCUCUAUCCCCGGGAUCCUCCUCACCCCCAUAUGCCCUCACACCCUCUCUUUCCGCCCGAUGGUCCUUUCAGACUCCCACCUCCUUCGCAUCGCGGUUCCAAACUCCUCCCGCUCCACGGCCUACUGCUCCUUCGAUGGCAAGGGCCGUGUCGAGCUCCGUCAAGGCGACUACGUCACCGUCGAGGCCAGCCAGUACCCCUUCCCAACAGUCGUCUCAAACAACAACGAAUGGUUCACCAGUGUCCAGCGCGCUCUGCGCUGGAACACCCGGGGCGCGAUUCAGAAAAGCUGGGACGGUGAUGCUGACGCCGAAGACGGCGACCACGAAGACGAGCAAUGGGACAUUGAUACCGAUGCCGGGCUGGCCGGGACAGAUAGUGGCAUCGGCCCCAGUGAAGAUGGAGACGCGUUUUCUCCCAACCCCAUGCGCCGACAAAUGAGCAUGCUCAGUAUGUGA
Molecule: messenger RNA, 1725 nt
Organism: Penicillium olsonii
Lineage: Eukaryota; Fungi; Ascomycota; Eurotiomycetes; Eurotiales; Aspergillaceae
Source: the annotation of a GenBank genome assembly